Molecule: messenger RNA, 3321 nt
Organism: Acanthoscelides obtectus
Lineage: Eukaryota; Metazoa; Arthropoda; Insecta; Coleoptera; Chrysomelidae
Source: the annotation of a GenBank genome assembly
CGGCAACGCCGCAAUCUAGGUAACAUGAAUGAUAAGAUCGUAUGUCUAUCCCGGGGUAACGACGGAGUCAUUUAGUACGUCAAAACGUCAUUUUUCCAAUCUUCAUUUGCAUUUUUAAAGCGGUGUAGAGAAAAAUUUCGCUAUGGAUAGUCUUCUACAGUCUAGUAGAGUAUAUUUCAAUAGUUGUCCUGCGUGGCCAUGUUAUCUUUACUCGGGCCGUUUCACAGUAUUCCAUAGCAAAUUCAUCUUUCAAUCUACAUUCCAUUACUGUGUACGGUAUUACAUUGCCAAGUGAUUUACAAACGCACCCCUGGAUGUUGACAUGUGGUUGACAUUCCUGUCACUGUUCUGUGUGUGUAUUCAAAAAUUAAAAUAAUCAAAAGUUGGUGGGUGUCUCACGUUUUGCCGGUGUUUUAUUUGUGGAAGUAUCCAAAUUUACUAAGCGAUUUUGGAUCAGAUUUCGUUAAUAGCGAUGCGAUCAUUAUACAAUAAGACUUAUACCAUUUUAAGAAGUGCUGUGACCCGUGCUAAUCUACAAAAGAGGUUUUCUGGGCGGUCAGUCACAGGCGAACGCACCAGGAUAUUAAACGAGACAACUUUAACCGGGCGACUCCUUUAUUAUCUGAACGAUAAGAAAAAUGAACAAGGAGAUCAGGAAAACAUGAAUGCCACUAACUUGCUGGGUAAGAUGAAAAAACAGGCGUUUGUAGACCUUGGCCAAUAUGAUAUCAAACAAAUCAACUGCAUUUUUAAUAUGUUGAGAGACAGGCACUUUUUGAAUAACAAGUUCCAAACACUGAAAUUGUUGCAGAAUUUGGAUCACGAAUAUAUGCAUAGACUGAAUGAAAUGGAUCCAGAACAAAUAUUUGAUGUGCUUAAUAGUUACAUGGCUGCGAUACCAAAUAGAAUCAUACAGUAUAUAUUCUACAAGGAAUCUAUGAAUAAACUCCUCGGUAUCAAAGAGACAUUGAACAAAGAACAAAUAAUAAAAUUGAUUUUUUUCAUCGGGCUCAAUAAGAAACAUGUAAAGGUUCAUGAUAUCUUAAGAAGCCUUUUAAAUCUUCUAGGAGAAAAAGAUAUACAAACCCUUUCUGUUGAAGACAUUUGCAUAAUAUGCCAAGCAACAUUCAAGACAGGCACAAAAGUUUACAAUAAGGUUUUCCUCGACAAAAUUGUCCAGUAUUUGAAUGAUAACUUAUUUUUACUGAAGGACCCAGCGUUAUUUAUUGCUUUGAUCAAAACCGUUCGGCAGAAUCGAUGUCAAACUGAGGAUCUGUUAGCGACGAUAUCAUGCACCAUGUUUUUUAAUAAAACAUUGCAGUAUUACUCAUUCGCAGCAUUAUCACACAUCUUAGCUGUGUACUCCGAUUACCUAUAUUAUGAUGAAAACCUGUUAGAUGCUAUUACAGAGAAGUCAAUCAGAAUUCUGAAAGAAUAUCAUUUCACAUCGACACACAAAUACUUCCUGGAGAAUCCCAGGAUAAAGGAUAUUAAAACACUGUUGUGGAGUUUAAGUAAUUUGAACUAUAAGGGCUUGCAAGCAGAUGAUAUUAAAGAUGUGAUAAUUCCAAUUAUAAUGAAGCGAUAUGCAGCAGGUGAAUGUAGAGAUGAUAAUAUGAGUCUACUGGAAAUAAUUUCACAUCUAUGGAUGCUGAAUUACCAUGCAUAUGAACUCAUUGAUAUAGUUUUAACAAAAGAAAAUGUGCAAAAAAUCAGAGCUACUUCCCUCCAAAAUAAACACAAACUCAACCAGCUGCUAUCCUGUAUAUUUUUCGAAGAUCGACCGCUUUUCCAAAAAUUAAAUAUCCAUCCUCAAUGUGAAGAUUAUGAACAAAAAUUUCAAAUGGAAAAGAGGCCAUUACUGACAAAAGUAAUGAAAAAUCUGGAAAGUGCCUCAUGUAGUAACGAGAUAACCAAAUUUGAGUUAGGUUGUCAGAUCCCAGGACUGAAUAUUUUGGGUAUAACCGGUUAUAAGAAAAAUAUCUAUAAGGCUGUGAAUAUUGAGGUUUUAGAUGAGUAUACCGUUUUGAAAAAUACUGAAGACAAACCUACUGGACCAAUGCAGCUAAAGCUUAGACUUUUGAAUGGGGCAGAGGAAGGUUUGAUAGUGGUUUAAAUGUGCUCCCAUGGCCUAAUAUUUGAAGAUACCAGCUAAAGAUGUCGAGGAUUACACAGACGAAGAGUUGAGAGAGUACUUAGGCGAUGAAAUAGAUUUAGUUUGUUGAAAAAUAAUUUGAUUUUCAUAUCUAAAUAGGUCAUCUCUUUCAUCAGCGAAACCUAUGGUGCGGCAAUGGAAAACGGUUAGUUUUUUAAUCAUUGGUCUAUUUCAUUGUAAAGUAAAAGUAUAAACCUCUUUCUACUUGUCUAUAUCAGCAUUCACCAGAAUUGAAGGGUACUGACACGACGGCUUACAGUUACGGGAUUAAAAAGGGGUGUACUUACAUUUCUGCUGCAAUGACGAAUGUGCAAACCUUGUAAGUGUUCGUCCUUGUAGUGUUGAGUGCGACCAUUUCUUCCAUAUUUAUAUUAGCUUAGUGUUUGAAGGGUGGUUUUUCUGUCAUUUACCUUCAAUGCGUACGCGUGAUAAAAUUUUGUAGUUAAUCUCUGGCCACCUGUUCUUUGAUUUCAAUUACAGAAUCAUUUUAUCUGAUUAAAUUCAGAUUAAAUGUGAUAUUAAAAAACGCGACAUUUAUAUAUUGAAAAGUGCCAUUUGACAUUUAUUGUAGUAAUUUGUGAUUUUAUACUGUUGCUAUAAACAUCUUUUUGGACACAUUUUAAUCAGUCACCAAAUAUAUUGAACAUUAGACAAGGGCAAUGUAACCUGUUAUUUCCUCUGUGGACAAUUAUAUUUUACUGCCCAUAACACAAUUAAUUUAUUAUUUCACAUUUUUAGAAUAAUUUUGAUAACAGCCUAUUGCAAAAAGCUUUAGAUUAAGACGUUAUGGAAGAAUAUAUGAGUCAGCCUUUUAUUUUAUGCUGUCCAUAGGGUCAACACAUACCAAAAUGUUAUAUGCUAAUGUAUUUAUAAUUUAUUGUGGUGAUGAAAACUGAUUAUUGCAUAUUGCUAGUCAAUUGCCGAUGCUAACGUUUGACAUAAUAUUUCCAACUCUAGUUUUUCGAUUUCUGUUUACUAAAUAAUUUUGUAAAAAACCAUAGUGAUGUAAUUUAUUAGCAAUUUUUCAUUAUCUAUAAUCUCAAAUGCCAUUUUGAAGUCUAAAAAUAAUGAUUACAAUAAUAAUAAUAGUGUCUUGGCAACCUUCCAUAUUAUGGCGAAGUUUAGCUUGAUUGCUACUCUUCCACUUAACCAUAAUAUGGACAAAA